AUCAUAUGAUCAAUGAUCUAUUGAAUUCCAUCUUCCUCCCAAUCUUUUGAUUGUAGUGUAACGAGUAGAUUUUGCUAAAAAUUCUGGGAGCGAUACGAUAUAAAAAUGAAGGGCUGCAUUUUUAACAUCGACGCUGGAUAUUUAGAAGGACUGUGCCGUGGUUUUAAGUGUGGCAUACUCAAGCAAUCAGACUACUUGAACUUGGUACAAUGCGAAACAUUAGAAGACUUGAAACUUCACUUGCAAGGAACUGACUACGGUACAUUCCUUGCUAACGAACCCAGCCCUCUUUCUGUAUCGACUAUCGAUGACAAGUUGCGUGAGAAGCUUGUCAUUGAAUUUCAACAUCUAAGAAACCACUCUGUGGAGCCAAUGUCAACUUUCUUGGAUUUCAUUACAUACAGUUACAUGAUUGAUAACAUUAUUCUAUUGAUAACUGGUACUCUUCAUCAGAGGCCUAUUUCAGAAUUGAUUCCUAAGUGUCACCCUCUUGGCUCUUUUGAACAAAUGGAAGCUAUUCAUGUGGCUGCAACACCUGCUGAAUUGUACAAUGCUGUGCUGGUUGACACACCAUUGGCCCCAUUCUUUGUUGAUUGUAUUAGUGAGCAAGACUUGGAUGAAAUGAAUAUUGAGAUUAUUCGUAACACUCUGUACAAGGCUUAUUUGGAGGCUUUUUAUGAAUUCUGUAAACAAAUUGGGGGAACAACAGCUGACGUGAUGUGUGAAAUUUUGGCUUUUGAAGCAGAUCGUCGUGCUAUUAUUAUAACCAUCAAUUCUUUUGGAACUGAGCUUUCCAAGGAUGACCGUGCUAAGCUAUACCCACGUUGCGGUAAACUGAACCCCGAUGGAUUAGCUGCUCUUGCCCGUGCUGAUGAUUAUGAACAAGUUAAAGCUGUGGCAGAAUACUAUGCAGAAUAUUCUGCACUUUUUGAAGGUGCUGGAAAUAAUGUUGGAGACAAAACCCUUGAGGACAAAUUUUUUGAACAUGAGGUGACUCUAAAUGUAAUGGCUUUCUUACAACAGUUCCACUUCGGCGUUUUCUAUUCUUACCUUAAACUAAAGGAACAGGAAUGCCGAAAUAUUGUGUGGAUCAGCGAGUGUGUUGCCCAAAAACACCGAGCCAAGAUUGACAACUACAUUCCUAUAUUCUAAAAGCUGCAAACAUUAAAUCUAAAUACUAUCCGCAAUGUACAUAAUGUUAUUGAUUGUAAUUGAAUAUAAAGUUAUAUACUUGCUCCAUUUUGUUGCUUGUGCAAAAGUAUUCUUUUAAGAAAUUAUUUAUGAAAGGUUUGUUAAUUCUUAUUAUAACUCUUAAAUUUUCUUUUUAAAUUGAUAAGAUUGUAUCUAACAGUAUAAACUGAAUAAAUAGAUAAUUUACCAAAAUUAUGUAAAAUUUAUUUUUUAUUAAAUUGUAUUCAAAUAUCUAUUUAAAAGAAAAAAGUGUUAUAAAUUGUAUGUUAUAAACAGUUAAUAAAUCUUAACAUUCCGUGUUA
Molecule: messenger RNA, 1493 nt
Organism: Vanessa atalanta (red admiral)
Lineage: Eukaryota; Metazoa; Arthropoda; Insecta; Lepidoptera; Nymphalidae
Gene: VhaAC39-1
Product: V-type proton ATPase subunit d
Exons: 4
Coding region: 106-1152 (348 amino acids)
Biological process (GO): proton transmembrane transport; vacuolar transport; vacuolar acidification
Cellular component (GO): vacuolar proton-transporting V-type ATPase complex; early endosome; plasma membrane proton-transporting V-type ATPase complex
Molecular function (GO): proton-transporting ATPase activity, rotational mechanism
Source: RefSeq, a predicted model, not a curated record